Molecule: messenger RNA, 6020 nt
Organism: Pseudophryne corroboree (corroboree frog)
Lineage: Eukaryota; Metazoa; Chordata; Amphibia; Anura; Myobatrachidae
Gene: ANO1
Product: anoctamin 1
Exons: 25
Coding region: 593-3583 (996 amino acids)
Biological process (GO): chloride transmembrane transport
Cellular component (GO): plasma membrane
Molecular function (GO): intracellularly calcium-gated chloride channel activity; protein dimerization activity
Source: RefSeq, a predicted model, not a curated record
GGGAGACAGUCAGAGGGGGGAACCUGAAGGGAAUAGUGGCAAGCCGCAAAUCCACAGGAGCAGAUCCAAGUGUCUGGAUCACCUGAGAGAAGGAAGCCAUACUAGGUUCCUAGAGGAUGGAAGAAAGACAACUGAGAAAGUUGCAGUGAUUGCCUCCACUCGGCUGGUGCAGGAAGGAUCUGUAGUACUUGCUUUCUGGAUGAGUGACACUCACUGAGCGUGUUCAUCACAGGCUGGGAAUCAGCUGUCCUCCUGACCAGGCUGUUGUCCUUACUGUGUCAUGGUGAGACACUGCUUCAUCACUUCACUGUCACUUGCUGAGUGCUGACCAGUGACAGCUCACAUUACCUCUGUGCUAUGUGGUUCACUGUCUGACUGAAGUUAUUACUCACCCAGGGGUUUUCUGAUUCCCCCCCCCCCCCAUCCCUGCUCAUCUGGGUCCUGGCUGUGAUUUGCAGAGGUGUAUGUGAGGGUGGGGACUGCGCCUGGGAUGAAGACACGUGAAGGGUGACAUUUGUUUACUUUUCAUAAUAGACCUAAAAAAGGAAACUCGGUGAUCUCUAACUGUGACUCAAUCCGCAGAGAGCUGAGGAUGGAUGAGACGGAGACUGUGGGCCAGGAUGACCCUCCUACUACAGACGCAUGGUCAGCCGCAGAACUGCACAGUGUAUGCGGAGCCUUGCAGGGCGAUCCUCUGUCUGCAGAAAGUUUACAUGACACAAUGAAGGAGAACGACAAGUACCAUGUCACUUCGGAUGAGGAGAAGGGCAUCCACAUCAUCAACAUCAAGGCAAUAGAAGACAUUGGCUACAUCCAACCUGACACACUGUUGUUGAAUUCCCUGGGUGUGGAUCAGGAAUCUGCCUGUAAACAUGGCGUGUGCUUCCGAGAUGGACAGAGGAGAGUGGACUAUAUUUUGGCCUAUACCUACAAGAAAUCCUCCAGCAACAGAUCCCACAGUAAGAAAUCCCAGCAUAACAACUCUGUGCACUCGCCGCGGAGCGGGAAAGAGAGUUACCAACUUCCCGGCGGAGCCCCGGAUGUAGAGGUAGCCGAGAAUGAGCCUAAAAUGGACUAUCACGAAGAUGACAAGAGGUUCCGCAGGGAGGAGUUUGAAGGAAACUUGAUAGAGACCGGUCUGGAAUUGGAGAAGGAUGAAGAGACUAAAAUGCACGGUGUGGGGUUCGUAAAAAUCCACGCUCCCUGGAAUGUCCUGUGCAGAGAAGCUGAGUUUAUGAAACUCAAGAUGCCCACCAAGAAGGUCUAUCACAUAAACCAGACACAAGGGCUGAUGCACAAACUCAACUCUGUCCUCCAGAAAAUAACCGAGCCUAUUCAGCCCAAGGUUGCUAGUCACAGACCACAGACAGUCAAACAUCUCUCUUACCCUUUCUCCAGGGAGAAACAGCACCUGUUUGACAUGUCCGACAAAGACGGGUUCUUUGACAGCAAAACAAGGAGUUCAAUUGUGUAUGAAAUCCUGAAACGGACUACGUGCACAAAAGCCAAGUACAGUAUGGGUAUUACCAGUCUACUUGCUAAUGGUGUGUACAGUGCUGCGUAUCCUCUGCAUGAUGGAGAUUAUGAGAAUGAUGCGGAGCCCAAUGAUCGGAAGCUCUUGUGUGAUGAGUGGGCCAGUUAUGGCGUGUUCUACAAGUAUCAGCCCAUCGAUCUGGUCCGGAAAUAUUUUGGUGAGAAGAUUGCCUUAUACUUUGCCUGGCUGGGCGUGUACACGCAGAUGCUUAUCCCAGCUUCCCUUGUCGGGAUCAUCGUAUUCCUUUACGGAUGUGCUACUGUUGAUUAUGACAUCCCAAGCAUGGAAAUGUGUGACCAGCGGAACAAUAUUACUAUGUGUCCCCUAUGUGACAAGACGUGUUCCUACUGGAAGAUCAGUUCUGCCUGCGCCACCGCCCGUGCCAGCCAUCUCUUUGACAACCCAGCCACAGUCUUCUUCUCCGUCUUCAUGGCUCUGUGGGCUGCCACCUUCAUGGAGCACUGGAAGAGACGACAGAUGAGGCUGAACUACAGGUGGGAUCUAACCGGCUUUGAGGAAGAGCAAGACCACCCGAGAGCAGAGUACGAAGCUAAAGUCCUUCAGAAAUCCCUCAAAAAGGAAUACAGACGCAAGGAGACGGAAAAGGAGAAGCUGACAUGGCGGGAUAGAGUCCCAGCUUACGUUACAAACAUGGUUGGCAUCGUUUUCAUGAUUGGUUUGACCUUUGCAAUCGUAUUUGGCGUCAUUGUGUACCGGGUCUCCACUGCGGCAGCAUUAGCCAUGAGUUCCAAUCCCUCCGCCCGCUCCAAUGUCAGGGUGACCGUGACGGCUACCGCCGUGAUCAUCAAUUUGGUGGUGAUUCUGAUCCUGGAUGAGGUGUAUGGAUGCAUAGCAAGGUGGCUCACCCAGAUUGAGGUUCCAAAAACGGACAAGACUUUCGAAGAACGUUUGAUAUUCAAGGCUUUCCUCCUGAAAUUUGUCAACGCCUAUACACCCAUCUUUUACGUAGCAUUCUUCAAGGGUCGGUUUAUUGGACGUCCAGGGGACUAUGUUUACAUUUUUGGUUCAUUUAGAAUGGAAGAGUGCGCCCCCGGUGGUUGUCUAAUGGAACUGUGUAUCCAGCUGAGCAUCAUCAUGUUGGGGAAACAGCUGAUCCAGAACAAUCUCUUUGAGAUAGGAAUCCCGAAGAUGAAGAAGCUGAUCAGAUAUAUAAAGUCAAGGAGAGAGACCUACAUGGGUCAUGAGGAGCACGUCAAGAGGAAGCAACGCUACGAGAUGGAUUAUAACCUGGAACCCUUUGCCGGACUGACUCCAGAGUACAUGGAAAUGAUUAUUCAGUUUGGAUUCGUCACUCUGUUUGUCGCCUCCUUUCCCCUGGCUCCGCUGUUUGCCUUACUCAACAACAUCAUUGAAAUUCGUCUGGAUGCCAAGAAAUUCAUCACGGAGCUCAGAAGGCCUGUAGCGGUCAGAGGGAAAGACAUUGGUAUUUGGUAUAACAUCCUGCGAGGUAUUGGCAAGCUUUCAGUGAUAAUAAAUGCCUUUGUGAUAUCAUUCACGUCUGACUUCAUUCCACGCCUGGUCUACCUGUACAUGUACAGUCCCGAUGGCACCAUGCAUGGCUUUCUGAACAACACUCUCGCCUAUUUUAAUGUCAGUGACUUUAAACACGGCACCGAGCCAAACAUUGAGCAGGACCCUGGAUAUCCAGUGGAGAUAUGCAGAUACAAAGAUUACAGGGAGCCACCGUGGUCUGAGAAUAAGUACGAUAUUACAAAGGAAUUCUGGGCCGUUCUGGCCGCAAGAUUGGCAUUUGUCAUCGUUUUUCAGAACUUAGUCAUGUUCAUGAGUGAUUUUGUUGACUGGAUCAUCCCAGACAUUCCCAAAGACAUCAGCGAGCAGAUUCACAGGGAGAAGGUCUUAAUGGUUGAGGUGUUUUUGAAAGAGGAGCAGGGAAAACUACAAAUGCUGGAGACCUGGAGAGAACAGGAUAAGAAGAGAGGUGGGAAUUGUAACAACCAGAGCCCCAAGCUCUCCCGCAGUAACACAGGGAGCACGACUUCGGCAUAUUCGUACCGUGUGGACGUGUAGAGCAAGCAGCUUAGAGGACGUAAUGAUCGGACAUUCAUUCCACUGACAGAAAGGCCACUUGAGAUCUGAUUCUUGAGCAUCCGGUGAGCUCUCUUGUCUUUGCUCCCACCUUUGUGUGGACAGAGGACCAUGUUCCGAGAUGAGCAGUGGGGGUCUCUUUGCUGCUCGGUGACCCUGCUGUUGUCUGCAUGUGUUAUAUAGUAGCAGUAGAAUAUAAUUCCUCUGUAUUAGAUACCUUGUGCCUUCUGCUGAGUCACCUGUAAAAUCGUUUAAGCCUUUCUAAAUGAGUUUGCCUGGUCAGCUGCUGGGAUGCCCUGCAGACCACUAUAGGCAAAAGAACAACAUUAAGCUGCACAUAGGUCUUUUUGAUCAAGUAAAGGUUUUGAUGGGACAAAGACGCACGAUUGCAUGACUCUAAUAACAGUGAUGGACUACUUCAUGCUGGCAUUCCGGAUGAGCCAUCUUUGAACACACCCGGAGCAUCCGAUCGUACAAGACUCUUGGAGUUUCUCCUUUUCACAGCCAAACAUGAGAUUGUUUGCGAUGUCCGUUGUUCGUUUCUCCAGCUUUCCAAGUUACGGCGCGCCAGUUCUGUGGCCACGGGAGAAGCCUUUCCUUUAACUUUUUGUCUGGCAGGUGCACAUCCUCCAGCACUACAGGGGUUACGCUCGCAGAGAAAAUAUUUUUUUAGAUACUACCUAUGCAAUGUAAAGAUGUCCUUUUCUUUAUAUGAACCUUUUAUACCUAUUUAUUGAUGCAAAGUUUUGUGUUUUUUUUUUUUAUUUCUGGUGAUACUGAUCUGUUCUUGUCUUGUGGCUAGCCGGGAAGCAAAAAACUCUUCUUCUUGUUUUAGCCUAAGAAGCGCUAAGGCUUUGCGGGUGUGUCCACUCUGUUCAUGUGCCUCAUGUUAGCGCCUAAAGGGUUAAUUCUGCGCUAUUCAGAAAUUUGGUAACAAAGUUUGCAAAUUACUUUUAUAUCUUAUGGUAAUUGUAUUUGUUAUAUGAUGUUUUUUUGUUUUGUUUUUUUAAGUAGUUCUCCAUGCAUCCCGGUGGUUAUAUGAACUGGGAUCUAAUGGAGUCGCAACGUCUUGUAGGUUAGUCUUUGUCAUUGUCACAUAAGCAGGAACUUAAAACAUUGCUGUCGAAUACAGAGGGGGGCGGCAGCCAUUUUUGGGGGCUCAACAGAUUUUUCUUCCCAAAACUCGGCCUAUCCAUUUUUUUUUUUAGUGCUUUAGAAAGUACCUUUUUGGGAUGUCGCUAGGUCCUUAGUGACGUGAUAGGCUGUUUUGGCGUACAAGAUGGAUGCCCCCACUGUAAGCAAUAGUUGCACUUUUAAACGUAUUUUCCUGGAACUUACUUGUGUCCUACCAAAGGUGUAAAAGGGUUUAGCAGUUGUAGAGGGGGAAUCUGACAGGAAUGUCGUUCAUUAGGGAUGUACGGGAAUCUUUACUGAAGACGGACUGUAUAGCUGGCUAUACAGACUCUGAUGUCAUACGUGUGUAAGAGUCUCUCACAUAUGCAUAUUUAGAGAUGUAUUUUGCAAACACGCCAAGCCUUCUAAAGCCUUGAAUGGGAAUUUUGGGCAUAGAUCAAACAAACUUGGUGUCAGCAGAGAGAGUUUACAACGCUUUUCAUACUGUGCUCAUGCUGUGUUAUGUCUUAUGUCUUGCCAGAGCUGCGGAAUAACCUUUUGUGGGAUAUUCUCAUUAAUACAAGAUUUGCUGGGGGUUUUUUAAACUGUAAAAAUACACUUUUAAAUGGUGGGUGGAAGACUAUGAUAGUUUAUUUAAAAAUGUAUUAAUGUUCUGUGCAACUAUUCAUCACCACAGAACAUACUGUCCUAUGCUCUGUUGCAAGCGGAAGUCCGUAGAGAGUUAGGUUACUAUCAAGCAGCACUAGUGUCUGAGAUUCUCUGCGAUCCAUUGCCCAAAAAACGUAUCUACCUGCUCAGUUAACAGACCAGGGUUGUAUGUAGAGUGUACCCCAGUAGCGGUAUAUUGGAGUACACUUUGUUACAGUAUACGGUAAAGGAAACGUAAUUCCGCAGAUAGAGAAUAGUCAAAUUCAUGUCAUAAGCUUGGAUCGUUGUUAUAUAUAUAUAUAUUACACUGUUGUGACUAAACUUUUGGUGCUUAUGCCAUUCAGUGACUUUUAAACAAUGACAUUCCUGUAUAUGUGUAAUCCCUGACAAUGUACAUCUAAGACUGUUGUAGAAGAAAUCGUACCGUGGAUGGAGUCUGAAUGUAAAUGAAAUUCUAUAUUCUGAAUUCUGUGGCACAUUUACUGACUUAUCGAAGUUCCCCAAAUGUUUUAUGUGUUUGAUUUUUAUUUUUUUUUGUUUCUGUUUUUUAAAAAGUUAAAAAGCUAUACAAACCUAAUCUGGAUGUAAAUCUUAUUCAUAAUAAAGUUUAAUAUGCAGUUCUAUAAAAAAAAUAAAA